This is a messenger RNA of Corylus avellana, 3453 nucleotides long. The record is from RefSeq and is a predicted model, not a curated record. Lineage: Eukaryota; Viridiplantae; Streptophyta; Magnoliopsida; Fagales; Betulaceae.
AUGGAGAGAGGACGAGGUGGGAACAGAGGGAGGGGUAGAGACGGAGCGGGUGGCAGUGGAAGAGGAGGAGGGAGGGUUAGAGAUGGAGCGGGUGGCGGUGGAAGAGGAGGAGGGAGAGGGAGAGGAAGAGAGGGUUAUGGUCCUGGUGCUGGCGGUGGUGGUGGUCGCCAUCAUCAUCAACCGCAGCAGUGGAUAUCGAAGGAAGAUGGUUCCGGUGAGGGGUGGAGCAACAGUGGUAGGGGUGGUGGUGUUGGUGGUAGUGAUGGUUACGGUAGGGGCGGAGGAGCGACGAGGGGUGGGCGUGGUGGUGAUGGUGGUCGUGGAGCGGGGAGGAGUGAUACCAGUCGGCGUACGUGGGUGGAAUCUGCUCCACCGGUUCAGCGUCCGGUGGAAUCUGCUCCACCAGUUCAGCGUUCGUGGGUGGAAUCUGCUCAACAAGUUCAGUGUCAGCCUCAGAUAUCUCGGCCUGAAGAAUCUUCAGAUAGAAAACUCCCAAUAAAACGACCGGAUAAUGGUGGCGUAGUUGCUAUUCGAACUGCUAAGCUUCGCGUCAAUCAUUUUCUUGUCAUAUUUAGUCCAGAGACUGUGAUAAUGCAUUAUGAUGUUGAUGUCAAACCUAAGGUGCCUUUCAAGGAAGGUCGGCCUAUGGCAAUAUCAAAAUCUACUUUGUCUUUGAUCUGGAACAAAUUAUCUUCUGAUGAUCCUUUAGGAUUUCCCUUGUCAACGACUGCAUAUGAUGGUGAGAAGAACAUUUUUAGUGCAAAAUUAUUGCCCACUGGAAGUUUUCAUGUGGAAGUCUCGGAUGGAGAAGACAUGAAGGGCCGGUCAUAUAUAGUUACUAUCAAGCAUGUGAAUGAGCUCAAGCUUUGCAAGUUGAAGGAUUAUUUAAGCGGGCAUCUCAUGUCAAUCCCGCGUGAUAUAUUACAAGGAAUGGAUCUUGUAAUGAAGGAAAAUCCAGGAAAACACAUGACCUCUGUUGGUCGGAGUUUUUUCCCGAGAGAACCUAGGGAAGGAGAUGAUCUUGGAAGGGGCAUUACAGCAUCUAGAGGGUUUCAACCUAGAUUAAAGGCCACGUCUCAGGGUCUAGCCAUGUGCUUGGACUAUUCAAUUUUGGCAUUUUGGAAGCGAAUGCCAGUUAUUGAUUUCCUCGGGCAGCAUAUUAACGAGUUUGACAUAAAAAAUUUCCAAAGGUUUAGGAGAGAAGUAAAUGAUGUGCUGAGGGGGUUGAAAGUCACCGUGACUCAUCGAAAAAGUAAACAAAAGUAUACCAUUGGAGGGCUAACCGAGGAGAAUACUAGACGAAUAUCAUUCAUUGCAGAAGACCUAGAGGGCAGGAAUCCACCAAGGCAGCUUGGAAUAGUUGACUACUUUAGAGAGAAAUAUGACAAGGAUAUUAUGUAUAAGGGUAUUCCUUGCUUGGAUUUGGGAAAAGGAAACAAGAAAAACUAUGUACCUAUGGAGUUUUGCAACUUAGCUGAGGGGCAAAGAUAUCCAAAGGAGUAUUUGGAUAAAAAUGUAGCCAAGAUGUUGAAGAAACUGUCACUUGUACGACCAGAGGUCAGGGAGAGUGAGAUAUGCAGAAUUGUACGUUCAGAAGAUGGUCCUUGUGGUGGAGACAUAGCUCACAAUUUUGGAAUUGAAGUAAACCCAAACAUGACAAUAGUUCCCGGACGCCGUAUUGACCCACCUGAGUUGAAGUUAGUUGCUCCAAAUGGCAGAAUGAUGAAGGUAAAAGUUGAUGAAGAGAAAUGCCAAUGGAAUCUUGUUGGCAAAUCGGUGGUGGAAGGUAAAAUAAUUGACCGGUGGUGUGUUAUUGACUUCAGCUCCUCUGAUAAAUACAACUGCUUGGAUCCUAAUCAUUUCAUUCCAAAGCUUAUUAAUAAGUGCAACAAUUUGGGGAUCCGCAUGGAUGAGCCUCUCAUAUAUAAGCGUGCAACAAUGCGUAUGUUAUCAAAGGUUGACAAUCUUCGUCAACUACUUGAAAGUGUCAAUGAAGAAGCUUAUAAGAUCAGUGGUGGUGGUCAUUUACAAUUUGUUCUUUGUGUGAUGUCCAAGAAGGAUCCUGGUUAUAAAUCUCUCAAGUGGAUCUCUGAGACCCAACUUGGUAUGAUGACACAGUGUUGUCUAACCACUUGUGCGAACUUAUCAAAGGUAGCCACUCGUGCCAACCUAUCAAAGGAAGACCAGUUUCUUGCAAAUCUUGCUAUCAAGAUAAAUGCUAAGCUUGGAGGCAGUAAUGUAGAGCUAAAUGAUCCGCUCCCCCACUUUGGAGGCAAAGACCAUGUUAUGUUCUUUGGAGCUGAUGUCAAUCAUCCGGGUGCUUGGAAUACCACAAGUCCAUCGAUAGCAGCUGUUGUUGCAACUAUGAACUGGCCUGCUGCAAACCGCUAUGCAGCACGGGUCUGUGCGCAAGACCAUCGGACAGAGAAGAUUCUAAACUUUGGUGAUAUGUGUUUGGAGCUUGUUCAAGCUUAUGCUGGGUUAAAUCAUGUCAGGCCGAACAAGAUUGUGGUAUUUCGUGACGGAGUUAGUGACAGCCAAUUUGAUAUGGCUCUUAAUGAGGAGUUGUUAGAUUUGAAGAUGGCAUUUCAAACUAUCAAAUACUAUCCAACCAUCACACUUAUAGUAGCCCAAAAGCGACACCAAACUCGUUUCUUUCCUGAUAGCACAAGUGAUGGGUGUUCUACUGGCAAUGUGUUUCCAGGUACAGUUGUUGAUAAAAUAAUUGUUCACCCAUUCGAGUUUGACUUCUAUCUUUGUAGUCACUAUGGAAGCCUUGGAACAAGCAAGCUUACACACUAUCAUGUCCUGUGGGAUGAACAUGGGUUUAGUUCCGACCUAUUGCAAAAGCUUAUAUAUGACUUGUGUUUCACCUUUGCUCGGUGCACUAAACCUGUAUCGUUGGUCCCGCCCGUGUACUAUGCCGACCUUGUUGCUUAUAGAGGGCGACUCUACUAUGAGGCAAUGGUGGAGGAGGGGCAAUCUCCAGCUUCAAUAGCACCCUCUUCCUCAUCAUCAGCAUCAGCAUCAUCAUCUCUUUUGUCAAUGGCGUCAUUUGAGAACUUCUUCAAGUUGCACACUGACUUGGAAAAUGAAAUGUUCUUUGUUUAAAAGGCUGUAUCACACAGUCUUGUGUUAUGGCUACCUUUUGUUUGACAAUGCUCGACCUCCUUUCCUAUGUGAAUUAGUGAAGGAGUUUGUGCGUGAAUCUAAUGGGUUACAAGUCUCAAUGUGUUGUCUUGUCCUUUUAGGGUUUGUGUGGACAAUGUGAUUUAUAUUUGAGUCUGCUGUGAUUUGGUUUAUGUAGAGGAAUGUUAUGCUUUUGUUUGAGUCAGACAAGGAUAGAAUCUGUGUGAAUUUUAUUUUUAAGAUUUCUUUUGUUUUUGGAGUUGGUCUUGGUGUUUCUACCUAUCUGCUUCUUUUCUCCAUAAUCAAUGUGAUAUGUGGAAGGCC